Molecule: messenger RNA, 1137 nt
Organism: Lachancea lanzarotensis
Lineage: Eukaryota; Fungi; Ascomycota; Saccharomycetes; Saccharomycetales; Saccharomycetaceae
Product: LALA0S02e05886g1_1
Exons: 1
Coding region: 1-1137 (378 amino acids)
Biological process (GO): biosynthetic process
Molecular function (GO): pyridoxal phosphate binding; catalytic activity
Source: RefSeq, a predicted model, not a curated record
AUGCCCGCACAGGAGGAUUUUUUGGUGGAACAGUUUAUGGACAAGUACGAGGAAGAUGUGGUCUAUAAUGUUGGUGAGACUUGCUGUUACUCUCUGAGCUUGAAUGAACUGGAAGAAUUAUCCGGGGAGAAAUUCGAGUUUGACUACGACAAAAGAUUCACUUAUGGAUCUAUUCGAGGCACUAAACAGUUAAGAUCGUUGAUAGCGGAAAUUCACAGCAACGAUGAAGUUCAUCUCACAGAAAAAAAUGUGCUGAUCACCAAUGGUGCAAUUGGUGCCAAUUUCUUGAUCCAUUAUGCGGUAGCGGGACCCGGCGACCACGUCAUUUGCGUGGCUCCAACGUACCAGCAACUGAAUAGUGUCCCGCAAAUGUUUGGUGCGGAAGUCGAAUUGCUACAAUUGAAAGCCACUGAUGAUUACCUCCCCAACUUUUUGGAGCUCAAAAGUAUGUUGAAAGACAACACCAAACUUAUUGUCCUCAACAAUCCCAACAACCCACUUGGCAGUGUUAUCCCAACGGAAUUAUUGGCCCAGAUUGUUGCGCUAGCGGACGAGGCCGGAAUCAGAGUGUUGAAUGAUGAAGUUUAUAGCCCUUUAUUUUACUCUUGCGAACAGCCCAAGUCGCUUUGCCAAUUGAGUACUACUGGAAUCACAACAGGCUCUAUGUCAAAGGCCUAUGCAGCCGCAGGUCUUAGACUCGGGUGGAUAGUAACUCAGGAUUUGGAUUUCUUAGAAACAGCCUCUUCUCGUAGAGACUAUAAUACCAUAUCGGUGUCCAUGGUGGACGAUGCGAUUGCUAGCUACAUUUUGAGAAAUCGCCAAGCUGUGCUUGAUCGCAACUCGACCCUAUGCAGAGAGAAUUUGGCUAUUCUCAAGGAGUUUGUCGAGAAUUCAGAUGGAAAGUUCACAUUUCUCAACGAACCAAAGGGCGGCUCAGUUUGUCUGCUCCGGCUCAACGGUAUAAAGGACACUGAAAAAUUUGCAGCUACGCUCGCUACGCAAUUCAAAGUGUUAGCUGCCCCAGGGGAGUGCUUUGGUAUACCGGGUACUAUCCGGAUCGGGGUUGGAAACUCUAAAGCUGAAAUGGUAGCAGCAUUGCCGUUGAUUGGCGAAGCCUACGACCAGUUCUUCAAGUGA